This is a messenger RNA of Octopus bimaculoides (California two-spot octopus), 3287 nucleotides long. RefSeq lists its product as uncharacterized. Gene Ontology annotation, cellular component: cytoplasm. Lineage: Eukaryota; Metazoa; Mollusca; Cephalopoda; Octopoda; Octopodidae. The record is from RefSeq and is a predicted model, not a curated record. Gene Ontology annotation, molecular function: enzyme inhibitor activity; protein binding; phosphatase regulator activity.
UAGAUAGAUAGAUAGAUAUAGGAAGAUAGAUUCGUCUACUUGUAGCUGUAUAUUUUCCUAUCUAUUUAUGUAUGCAUGCAGUCAUUACAUUACAUUACAUUACAUCUCCACCACUACUGUUUAUGUUUGUUUGCUGUAAACCACACGCCGCUCUCUCUCGGAGGCCAAUAAUGCAAGCGCGCGAACACUUCUCUCUCUCUCUCUCUCUCUCUCACAACACAUCAACUGAACAACGAAACCCGUAUUUCCUUACCCUCGCCACAGUCGCUGUCGUGGAGUAAUAUAGUGUAUAUGUAGAAGGAUAUUCGUUAACCAGUCUUUUAAAAGAUUGGUUUCUCAUUCUCUUUCGUAAUCUCUUAUUAUCCAGUCGAAACCUUAACGCGAACCAAUCAACACUACAAUUGCUACAGCCAGCUCCAUUAAGCUCUUUUUGUUUUCACUCUCUUAAUUUAAUUUUCUGUCAUUUAUUUAUUUAAUUAUUUAUUCGUAUAUUUCAUUUUGUUCUUAAAUUAUAAUUAAACUACUACUACUACUGCUGCUGUUGCUGCUGCUGCUGCUGCCGUCGUCAUCGUUGUCAUCAGAAUCGGAGUAAAAACCAUAACAUUGGAUUUCCCAUUGUUUUGAUUCAUACGAAGAGAAAUCAUAAGCCCUCCCACUCUUUCUCUGUGCCUCCACAUAUAUUAUUAUUUAUACAUAAACACACAUACAUAUGCGCACGCACACCUUAAUACAUACACACAUUAAUACACACACACAUACAUAUAACGCAUACACCCACAUUCUCAUACAUACAUAUAUACAUACAUCUUCAUUUUAAAAGAAAACGAAAAAGAGAAAGAAGGAAACAAAGAGAAAGACAGAGAAGGAGAGAGAGAGAGACAGAAGGAAUAUAGUGAAAAAGUGAUCACAAGGGGGGAAAAAAAUCAAUCGUUUUUAUUUAAUUUUUCCUUUCAAAGAGUAAAAGAAAAAAAGAAAAAGAAAACUGAGGAAAUCCACGUAAAUAAAAGAAGAAAAAACCGAUAAGGACAAUAACAAAAGGCGCACACUUGUCAGCUAGAUUUGAAGAUUAACUUCGGGUUAUAAUUAUUGUUCUUCUUACUAUCGCUGUUGUUAUUGUUGUCGUUGAUUCUCCGUGAAUUUUUUCUUCUUCGUUUCUUCUUCUUUUUCCCUCCGUUUUCCUCUUUGUCUUUUUCGUUACUUCCCCUCUUUCUCAGCUUCUUCCCCCCCUCUCUGUUUUCUCUCCCCGUCUUUCUUCUCACUUUUUCUAAACACAAAAGAACAGUUUUUCACGCCAAAAGGUUAAAAGAAAAAGAAAAAGAAAAAAAAAAACCCCUCGAAAACCUACGCAAGCAAAAAAACAAAACAACACAACACAAAACAAAAAGCCCACCCCAAAAGGAGAGAGUGAAAUAAGAGACAAUGAGCCGCCGUGCUAGUUUCUUCAAUAAGCAAAACCCUGGUAAACCUCGGGUAAGGUUUGCCGACGAAUUAGUGUUUAAUGAUAAUGUCAAAGAACAGGACAUACCGGCGAUGGAAGCUAUGUUAAGGAGAUCGAGUUUACAGAUGGAUAUUAACAGUAUCAACAGCGCAGGCCUAACCCCUCUACAUCAGGCCGUACUGGACGGUAACAUAGCUGUGACUAAACUGUUGAUUGCUCAUGGAGCAGAUGUUAAUAAACAGGAUGAGGACUUCUGGACACCUUUACAUGCCGCCUGCGCAGAGGGACAUUCAGAUAUUGUCAGGUACCUCUUGUUACAAGGUGCUGACCGACAAAUACUCACAGACAAUGGAGAAAGACCACUUGACUUAGUAGAACCGACCGACUUUUCUACGAUCAAGGCAAUGUUGGAAGAUGUUGCAGCUUCAUGUUCUCAAGCAGAAAACAGUGAUGAGGAAGAUGAUGACAAUGACGACGACGAUGCUGACAAUGAUGAUGAUGAAGGGGAAGGGAAUAGGGGCAGGCAUCGAAACUACGGUGAAGACGAGGCCGAUGAUCAUGAUGACUACGAUCAUCAUAAUGACCAUGGUGAUCGUGAUGACAAUGACGACGACGAGGAGGGUCAUGAUCAUGGAGGUAAAGAGAACAUGCAUAGAAAUGCUAGACUCCUUGAAGAUGAAGAUGUCAUGGGGGAUUUAGAAUAUGUGUCACCGGAUGAGGAAGAGGAGGAAGAAGAGGAGAAUCGCAGGCAAAGAAGGUUACGGCAAUCAGAAAGAUCUCGGUCCGGCUCAAAGUCAACGUCUGAACAGGAAGUCCAUUACAGGAGCGAGGAGGACAGAUUAGAUAUGGAAGAUUCAGAGUUUGAACAGCGAAUGCCCAGACAAAAACACGAACAGUUUUAUGGGAGCCAGGGAGAAGAAGAAGUCAGUGAUGAGGAACACUUUGAGCUACAAGAAAAUUACUAUCAGCAGAAUCCUGAUUUAAACUACGAUAUUGAAAAUGAAAACGGGGAAUUUGAUGAACCACCGAGAGAGUUUGAAGAGGAAUUGUCUGACAGAAGCGGCGAUCGUGAAUGUAGACAACGUCCUCAGAGACAUUACAUCGAAGGGGGUUCCGAUGAAGAGAGAAAAGAGAGGUUUUAUUACGACAUCGAAGGCGAGGAGUCAGACGAAUUAAACAGACAUCGUGGUCAUGUAGAGCAUGAUGAUCACCAUCCAUGUGAUUCAGGGGAAGAACGUUAUUACAGAGAGAUUAACAAAGACGCAAACAACAACAGCAACAACGAGGAUUCUCAGGCACGACAGUACAACCAUCAACAGUGCAGCAGUGAAUUUCGAGGUGACUCAACAGAGAACGAACAGCUCAGUAAUAUCAGUGAACAGAGUGAAAACGAACAUCUACAUCUCCACAAACCGGGUGAGAUUUCUGCUGAUGAAAUCACAGCCUGAACGUUUGCCAGUGUUGUAUGAUUGCGUCUCAAGUGUGUGCGUAAAAUGUGGUUGAGUGGACGAGUGUUUUCAGAACAUUGUUUUAAUUUAAAUGAAAUUUUUAUCAAAGAUUUUUUUUUUUUUUUAAACAAAAAGAAAAGUAUACAUAUUAAAAAUGCAAUAUUGAAAGAAGAAUUAUUACGAUUGUGUACAAACAGUUCCAGGAAAUGCCUCUCUCAAGAGAAAAGAAAAAACAAUUUUCAGAUUGUAUUUUCUCCUCUUUUUCUACCAUUAUGUCUAUGCAAAUGAAGAAUAGAUUUUUUUAAAAAGAUUUUCAACAAAAAGAGUUAAUAUUUAACUGUAAAUGGUAACUUUUUUUUUUCACUUUUAAUUUAUUGAAAAUGACUGAUUAAAUUUUUAUU